AUGAGUGACAAGGGAGAAAAAACGUGUCCAAUUUGCGCUGAGGAGAUGGAUUUUACGGAUCAGCAGCUGAAGCCGUGCAAAUGUGGUUACGAGGUGUGUGUUUGGUGUUGGCAUCACAUUAUGGAAAUGGCAGAGAAGGAUGGAAAGGAGGGUCGUUGUCCAGUGUGCCGUACAACUUAUGACAAAGAAAAAAUUGUCGGAGUGGCAGCAAAUUGUCAAAAGUUGGUGGCUGAUAUUAAUCUGAAGCGGAAACAGAAAAAGCCCAAGGGACCUGAAGCAAAGAAGCAACUUACUGAUGUUAGAGUUCUCCAACGGACCCUAGUAUAUGUGAUUGGAUUACCUCUUAACCUUGCAAAUGAAGACCUUCUUAAGCGCAGGGAGUAUUUUGGCCAGUAUGGAAAGGUUUUGAAGAUUUCUGUUUCUCGUACAGCAAAUGGGGUUAUUCAACAGUCUCCAAACAACGGUUGUUGUGUGUAUAUAUCAUACACAAAGGAAUAUGAAGCAGCUCGAUGUAUUCAAUCAGUACACAGUUUUAUGUUAGAUGGUAAAUCCUUGAGGGCAUGUUUUGGAACCACAAAGUACUGCCAUGCGUGGUUGAAAAAUGUACCUUGCAACAAUCCAGAUUGUUGGUAUUUGCAUGAUUUUGGCUCUCAGGAAGAUAGUUUUACCAAGGAUGGAUUAGUUUCAGCCUUUGAAAGGAGUAAAGAUCAUCAAAAUAUUGGUGUUACAAAUAAUCUGCAUCGGCGUCCGGGGAAAGGUUUACCUCCCCCGAUGGAUGAGUAUAGCAAAUGUGAAAGAUCAACAGAAGCUAAACCACUUGUUAAACAACCAUCAGAUAUUGCUGGGAAUGUGGUUAAGAGUUCUUGUGCAGAUUCUGAUUUUAGAAGAUCUAUUCCUGCAAGAGCACCUUGGGUCAUGGAAGUCUCCCCUAGUGUGCCCACAGCAACAAGUUCUCCAGGUUCCGAAAGGCUACCCCAUCAAAAUGCUGAGACAUCUAAUGAUCUUCAUCCCCUUUCAUCCGAAGUUGUUAGGAAUGAAAGUUCUACUCACAAUGUAAGAUCUAUUAUAUCUGCAGAAGGCUGUAAAGGGCAUUUUAAUGGUUUGGAUCCACUGGUACUGAAUGAACAGAAUAUCAACAAUAAUGGUCAAGUAGCUGUAUCAAAUACUGCUUCAGAAGCUCUAGUAGAUAGAACUUCCAUAAAAGACUUAGGUUGUCUAUUACCAAACAAUGGUAUUGGUCGAGGUAUUAGAGCAACAUCCACUGACUUAACAAGUAACAAAAACAUAUGUCAUCCAUCAUCAAACUUGUCAAAUAAAUCCGUUGAUAACAAAGGCAAUAGCAUCGGUGAAUUUGAUAGGACAGUUGAACCUACCAGUGUGUUACCCGAGAUGGGAUCAGGCAAGUACUUGGGAGGGUCUGACACCAAUAAGCCCAGUAUUGACUGCAGUCUUGCUUACGAUAUAGGAGAGAGUGGCAUAAUCUCAAAUAUUUUGGCAAUGGACUUGGAUGCACCUGAAGGCUCUCUAUCUUCUUUUCACAAUCUCAUUAAGUUGUUGGGUGAAACUGAUAAAGAUUGCAGUCUCCUGAAAGUACAGAGUUCAAGAAAACUUCUUGAUAAAAAGCAGUCCAGGUUCUCAUUUGCCCAACAAGAGGACUCUUGCGAUAAUGUAUGGCAUGCAUCAAAUGACUACUCUGCAUUAUCUGAUUUGAUGGACAAGAAGGAUUCCUUCGUAGAUCUUGAAUCUAAUAAAUUUAUCAGGAUUCCUUCAUAUGCGUCUUCUAAAAUUCCAGAAGCUCCUAGUUCAGUCCCGCCAGGAUUUUCAGUGCCAAGCAGAGCACCACCUCCAGGGUUUCCAUCUCAUUUGAGCAGCAGGAGGGUGAACCAAGCUUUUGACAGUUCUGUGAAUCAUUUGUUGCAACCAUCUUGUAUAUCGACUGGUAAUUCUGGCAACACAGGGGAUGUUAAGAAUAAUGGUCAGGCAAUUCUGGAAGUUGGUGAAGGAAUAUUGGCGAGAGGGUUGAGUAGGAGAGCAACUUUAUCUCAGUUUAAUACUUCUGAGCCUGAUGCAAGUCUCCAUUUUAUGAGGCAGCAGCCAACUUCUACACAGCAAAACUUAGGAUUUCAAGACCACUUCAGUACUAGGUACUCUUCCCUAAAUGAUGCACAUAGUAUUUCUCCACAGCAUCCAGAUCAAUUCCAGCCCAACAAUACAUCUUCAUUUGUACAGUCCAGCACUCAACAAUUCAGUGACGUGCAUGUAUCAAACAGUCAUUGGGCUCAAUGGAAUGAGGUCAGGAGUGUGAGCGAUCUUGGUAUAUCAGAUCUACUGAGAAAUGAUAGAUUGGGAUUUACCAACCUCAUUCCCUGUUAUGAGAAUAUGAAGUCUCCAGCAGGUUGCUUCAGCCAUCUAAACAACAGAGCAUUUGAAAUGUGA
This is a messenger RNA of Prunus armeniaca (apricot), 2436 nucleotides long. Lineage: Eukaryota; Viridiplantae; Streptophyta; Magnoliopsida; Rosales; Rosaceae. The record is from the annotation of a GenBank genome assembly.